AUGCAUUGUUAUUCGAAUUCCGGGGCCGACUACUUGCACCGGAGGUCUUCUUACAGAGAUGUCAACGUUUUCGACAGCGGCGAGUCUACGUUAUCAGAAAUGGACGAAUCGGAAUCCGGAUCGAGCUCGGUGUCCUCGGGCUCCGGCUCGGAAUCGGCGAUAAACAUAGACCCGAACCUGCCCUAUCCAGGAAUAGCUCCGGUGACGUUGAGCUAUCUUUCCCAAACCACCAGGCCCAGGAGUUGGUGUUUAGCGCUAGUUUCUAGCCCAUGGUUCGAAAGGAUAUCCAUGUUAGUUAUUCUACUAAAUUGCAUAACUUUAGGAAUGUACCAGCCUUGUUUAGAUAAAGAUCCUUGUACUACAAAUAGAUGUCAAAUAUUACAAAGAUUUGACGAAUUUAUAUUCGCCUUCUUUUCCCUCGAAAUGACAAUCAAAAUGAUCGCCAUGGGUAUACACGGUCGCGGUUCGUAUUUGGCCGACUCCUGGAAUCGACUCGAUUUGUUCAUAGUGAUCGCCGGAGCGGUCGAAUACAGCCUGCCCAAUUUCAAUAACAUCAACCUGUCGGCGGUCCGAACGAUCAGGGUAUUGAGGCCUUUGCGAGCUAUCAAUAGAAUACCGAGCAUGCGAAUAUUGGUCAUGUUGCUUUUGGACACUUUACCAAUGUUGGGAAACGUCCUGUUGUUGUGCUUCUUCGUAUUUUUUAUCUUCGGCAUUAUCGGCGUGCAAUUGUGGCAGGGCGUGUUGAGGCAGCGCUGCGUCCUCAAUCGCGAACAAUAUCCAACCGUCGUUUUUCCCAAGGAAAUAAUCCAGGGAUACCUCUACAAACCGACGGACUUGGAUUUCAUUUGCAGCAAAAAUGCCAACUCCGGCAUGCACUUUUGCACGGAUUUACCGCCCUACAAGAACGGCACGCGAAAAUGCCAUCUCACUUACGAGGAAAAGAUGUUGCCCGAAUUCAAGUAUAACGACAGUCACUGCGUCAAUUGGAAUCUGUACUUUACUCUUUGCUCGGACAAGAAUCAGAAUCCUUUCCAAGAUACGAUUUCGUUUGAUAAUAUAGGAUUAGCUUGGAUCGCCAUAUUCGUUGUAAUAUCGUUAGAAGGUUGGACGGAAAUUAUGUACUACAUUCAGGACGGGCACAGUUUCUGGGAUUGGAUAUAUUUCGUUCUUCUUAUAGUAAUAGGCUCCUUCUUCAUGAUCAAUUUGUGCCUAGUCGUUAUAGCGACGCAAUUCUCCGAGACGAAAAAACGCGAAAUGGAGCGCAUGCGGCUGGAGCGCGCCCGAUUCCAGAGCAGCAGCACCCUGGCCUCUUCCACCAACAACAGCGAGCCCACCAGCUGCUACGCGGAAAUCAUCAAGUACAUAGCGCACUUAUGGCGCCGGGCCAAGCGAAAGGUCACCAAGAAGAUCAGGUUCUUGCGGGCGAGAAGGGACAGGCGCAGGGACAGGAUGAUAUCGGCCGAUACCAUUCGAUUGAACUACGCCAAAAGGCACCAUCCCAGUUGCAUCAGAAUGCUGUUGUUAUCCUCUCAGUCUCAUAGCGCACCUAGUACUAGAGCUGUGUCCAGGACGAGUUCUAUGGUUAGUGAAACUAAUUCCAAAAAUCAGGAUACAUUAGAAGCAGCUGCUACGAAGCGACCUUCUCUACUUAAAGUACAAACGCUGUUUAAUCAAAAUCCUACUAACAAUAACGAAAAUUCAGCAAAUUUGCUUUCUCCUCCUUACGUUUUGAACAACAGACGGCGCUCAUCUGUUAUGUUCAGUGACAUAAUCAUCUUGCAUGGCCAGAACAAUACCGCUUCGGCUCAUAAGAAAAACGUCUGUUCCAGUGAAAAAACUACUCAAGCAGGCGAUGGCAAUAUCUGGCAAAUAACGGAGGCUUCGAAUCAGCAAAUCCAGCAGGAUUGCGAGAACAUAGCCAACGGUGAAACGUUAACGUGCCAGGAAUUAUUGGCCUUGGGGGCGAUAAACGCCGCCCUUUCGACGGGUCAAAUCCUGCUAGACGCGUUCCUGAAUUCGCUCUCGAAAGGCGUGCGAGCUGAACCGGAAAACGACUAUCAGCGACAACCGCCCGACGACGAUUUCUCCUGUUGUCAGGACCUGUGGCACUGCGAGUCCGAGUACAAGAACGAGAAGCGAUCGAAAUUGUACGUGUGCUUCUGCCUGGCCGUGAAGGGCACCCUCAACGCCUUCAAAGUGCUGAGGAAGAAGAUCAAAAUCGUCGCCGAACAUAAACUGUUUCAACACGGAAUUUUACUGGCGAUAUUGAUCAAUACGCUGUCGAUGGGCAUCGAGCACCACGAUCAAUCCGAAUUGUUGACCCACGGUGUGGAAGUUACUAAUGUCAUAUUUUCGGCUGUAUUCGCCGUGGAAAUGGUGCUGAAAAUCAUAGCAGAAGGACCUUUUGGGUACAUCUCCAACGGUUUCAAUGUAUUCGACGGGAUUAUCGUCGUAUUGAGCGCAAUAGAGUUGUUCAGGAACUUCAACAGCCACCAACACACCGACUCCGGGCUGUCGGUGUUGCGGACUUUCCGCCUGUUGAGGAUUUUGAAAUUGGUGCGCUUCAUGCCGAAUUUGCGCCGGCAGUUGUUCGUCAUGCUCAGGACGAUGGACAACGUGGCCAUAUUUUUUUCUUUAUUAAUUCUGUUCAUAUUCAUCUUCAGCAUACUGGGCAUGUAUCUCUUUGGCGGUAAGUUUUGCACCUACAUUGACGAAAACGGCUCGACCAGGGAUUGCGGUUGCGACAUGAUGGACGAUGUGAGGUGUCACUGCGACAGGAAACACUUCAACAACAUCCUUUGGGCCACUGUCACCGUCUUUCAAAUAUUAACCCAAGAAGAUUGGAACAUAGUGUUGUCCAACGGCAUGGCGAAGACCUCCAAUUGGGCCGCCCUUUAUUUCGUCGCUUUAAUGACCUUCGGUAAUUACGUGCUGUUCAAUUUGCUGGUGGCCAUUCUGGUGGAGGGAUUCAGCUCGGAGCGCAACGAGCGCAGGGAAAGAGAGCAAAGGGAAUUGGCCAGAAGGAAGAUGUCUUGCAUUAUUGAGGCGAGCAUCCGGAACAGGGGCAACGGCAGCUCCGAGUCCAGUUCCACCACGGAGAAUUGCUGUCAUGAGAAUAAAACUUGUUGGAAAAAUUGCGAAUUGCGAAAAUUACGAUGCAUUAACGAACAAGUAUCAUCGAUAACCCUUUCAGUCUCCGAUUUUAGGGACAAAUACUCAAACAGUUGUUACGUUUGUAAAGACACAAAGUCUAAUGUUGAAAAAGAAGCAUUAUCUAAACAGUCAUCUCCGCCGAUUAUUACGCACACGGCGGCAACUCCGCAGGAUUCUCCCAACACGAUCAUCCGGGAUUUCCCGGAGUUUCGUUACAGCGUCACUUCUGUAUCGAACACAGCUCUCAAUACCGAUGAUUCGAAUUACGAUAUACUCUCCCAAAACGCACCGAAUACCAAUUUGCUGGUGCCGCCUCGGCUGUCGCCGCCCCCGCUCACCUACCGCCAUUCGAUGAAGCAACAACGAACCGCCGACGAUUCGAACAAAACAUGCAAAUUGAUAACUCACAACGAGAAAAUAGGCGCUAACACCAUCGCUUAUUCGGAGAAGAACGUGCCCAGUGCCAAAUCGGGCUCCAAAUCGAGCUUGAAACGACCCAAAGGAGCGCCGCUGAACAACGGAAGGGAUCACAGGCACUGCAACGGCGGCGGGGGAGUCAACCGACACGUGGCGAUUCCGUCGCAUUUGAAGCGGCAGAACUCGCUGAAGAAGUCGAACAACAAGAAUCGAAUAUCUAAUUACAGUCCGACCAAGCAGAAACUCAUCGGGAAAUCGACGGAGAGCAUCCUGAAUCACAUCAGACUGGAUAAGGAUAUAAAGCGGAGUAUUUUCAACAAGUUGGAGACGUUUUUGGAAUCGACCAGUUGCUUGAAAGAUAGAGAGGAAUAUUCCUUGUACAUUUUCUCCCCGGAAAAUAAAUUCAGAAAAUACUGUUGUUGGAUAGUGAAGCAAAACGGAUUCGAUAACGUUAUAUUGAUAUUCAUCGCAUUGAAUUGCAUUACAUUGGCGAUGGAAAGGCCGAACAUACCGCCGGAUAGUCCCGAGAAAUUGUUCCUGCAAUCGUGCAACUACGUGUUUUCGAUCGUGUUCGCUACCGAGAUGUUCGUUAAGGUGGUGGAUAGCGGUUUGUGUUACGGCCCGAAUGCCUAUUUUACAUCCGGUUGGAACAUAAUGGAUGGAUCUUUGGUGAUAAUUUCGGUGGUUGAUAUAAUUAUGUUUCUAAUAAACGACACCACAUCGAGAAUAUUCGGCAUAUUAAGGGUAUUUCGUUUGUUGAGAUCGCUUAGACCUCUGAGAGUGAUCAACAGAGCUCCUGGUUUGAAAUUAGUCGUACAAACGUUGCUCUCUUCGUUGAGACCGAUUGGAAAUAUCGUUUUGAUUUGUUGCACGUUUUUUAUCAUAUUCGGUAUAUUGGGAGUACAAUUAUUCAAGGGUACGUUUUUUUAUUGCACCGGAGAAAAUCUAACUGGUAUCGAAACGAGGCAAGAUUGCGAAGCUCGAGGAGUGGGUUACCAGUGGAAAAACCAAAAAUAUAAUUUUGACGAUUUAGUGCAGGCUUUGAUGUCGCUGUUCGUUCUGAGUUCGAGAGACGGCUGGGUGAACAUCAUGUACACCGGCUUGGAUGCCGUCGGUGUCGAUAAACAGCCUAAAGUCAAUUACUCCGAGUGGCGACUUCUUUAUUUCAUAUCGUUCAUCCUGUUAGUUGGAUUCUUCGUGCUCAACAUGUUCGUUGGAGUGGUGGUAGAAAAUUUCCACAGAUGUAGGGAGGAGCAGGAGAAGGAAGAGAAAAUAAGAAAGGCCGCUAAAAGGCAAUUGCAAUUAGAAAAAAGACGGAGAAAAAUGAAUGAACUUCCUUACUACAUAGACUACGCUCCUUGGCGGCUAGACAUUCACAAAAUAGUGACGUCUAAAUACUUCGACUUAGCAAUAGCUCUUGUGAUAGGUUUGAACGUGAUAACGAUGGCCACGGAGUGCUAUCAAAUGCCCAAUUAUUGGGAGUACGCCCUUCGCAUUUUCAAUUACUUCUUCACUGCUGUGUUCAUACUCGAAAGUACGAUGAAACUGAUCGCGUUGGGCGUCAAGAUGUAUAUCAAGGAUAGAUGGAAUCUACUCGACGUAGCCAUAGUACUACUAUCCGUAGUUGGAAUUGUUAUAGAAGAAAUCGUUCAAGAUUUGAAAAUUAUACCUAUCAAUCCUACUAUUAUUAGAGUUUUGAGAGUAAUGCGAAUAGCAAGAGUGCUCAAAUUGCUUAAAAUGGCCAAAGGCAUUAGAGCUCUAUUAGACACUGUAAUGCAGGCGCUGCCGCAAGUCGGCAAUCUCGGCCUAUUGUUCUUUUUGUUGUUUUUUAUAUUCGCUGCCCUGGGAGUCGAACUCUUCGGCAGAUUGGAUUGCAACGCAAUUCAUUGUCAAGGUUUAGGGGAGCACGCACAUUUUCAAAACUUCGGCAUGGCAUUUCUGACAUUAUUCCGGGUAGCGACCGGCGACAACUGGAACGGCAUAAUGAAAGAUACUUUGGAGAGCGAGGAUUGCGAUCAACUGGCGGAUUGUAUAACCAAUUGCUGUAUAUCGCCCAUCAUAGCGCCGAUAUUCUUCGUCGUGUUCGUGCUUAUGGCGCAGUUCGUGCUGGUGAACGUCGUCGUGGCGGUGUUGAUGAAGCAUUUGGAGGAAUCCCACAAGCAGCUCGAGGACGAGCACGAUUUAGAGAUUCAACUCGAACAAGAGUUCGCCGAGAAGCAACAGCGCAGCGAAAGGGAGCUCUAUUUAGCGUUACAACUCGAUCAGGAGUGCCAAAAUCAAAAAGAAAAAAAGAGAUUAACUAGAGUUCUGUCACUGCCUUCGAAUUUCGUUUACAAUCCUUCGGGGACGAGCUCAGUGGCCAAGCAAGAGCCUUCGCCGGCUCUAAACACGGAUCUGCAACGCCACCAGUCGAUAAAGCGGUUGAGUCCGAAGCAUUUCAGAAACAUGAAGGGUUCGAGUACGAACUUGACCGUCGAGACGGAUUUGAACGCCCCGUCGAAAUGCCCGACUAACGAUUCGUUCUUGGCAGUACCGCAGGAAAUGAAGCCGUUGAGGGCGUCGGGCAGCUGCAAGAAUUUAUUUCAAAGACAAUCAUCGACAGAGGAAGUAGAAGAGUCUUCGUUUCUUUUGAACGUACCGACAGGCGGAGGAUCUGAGGGUUUUUGGUACGGGAAUGGCGAGAACAAGGCGGACGAAAGAGACGAAAACGUUACCGUAGACAUAGAUGAUACAGAUACAAGUUCAAACAAGGUCGAUCUUAUCUUGUAG
Molecule: messenger RNA, 6339 nt
Organism: Phyllotreta striolata
Lineage: Eukaryota; Metazoa; Arthropoda; Insecta; Coleoptera; Chrysomelidae
Source: the annotation of a GenBank genome assembly